Messenger RNA from Tinamus guttatus (white-throated tinamou), 1591 nucleotides. Lineage: Eukaryota; Metazoa; Chordata; Aves; Tinamiformes; Tinamidae. The record is from RefSeq and is a predicted model, not a curated record.
UCUUUUGCAGACAUUGAGAAUACCUCUUAGUUUGAAAUAUUCUUGUCCUUCUGAAAGCACAUGGAAACUGGCAGUGUCUUCUCUUCUCAAAGUUCUUUCUAUUGGACUCCCAGUUGCAAGGCAGCAUGCAUCUUCAGGAAAAUUUGACAGUAUGUGGCCAGAGCUAGCCAAUACUUUUGAAGAUUUUUUAUUCACUAAAAGUACACCACCUGAUAAUCUCUCAAUUCAAGAAUUUCAGAAGAAUGAGAGUAUUGAUGUUGAGGUGGUGCAGCUUAUAAGCACAGAGAUACUGCCGUACGCUAAUUUUAUUCCUAAGGAAUUUGUUGGUCAAAUAAUGACUAUGCUCAAUAAAGGCUCAAUACAUUCUCAGUCAUCCUCGUUUACAGAAGCCGAAAUAGAUAUUCGGAUGAGAGAGGAGUUUUCCAAAGUGUGUUUUGAAACGCUGCUGCAGUUUUCAUUCAGUAACAAAGUCACAACUCCUCAGGAAGGCUACAUCUCUAGAAUGGCCCUUUCUGUGCUCUUGAAGCGCUCGCAGGACGUGCUGCACCGCUACAUCGAAGACGAGAGACUGAGCGGCAAGUGUCCCCUCCCACGGCAACAAGUAACAGAAAUCAUAUUUGUUUUGAAAGCUGUCAGUACUCUGAUAGACUCACUUAAAAAAACUCAGCCUGAAAAUGUUGAUGCCAACACGUGGGCACAGGUGAUCGCCUUGUACCCAACGUUAGUGGAGUGCAUCACCUGCUCCUCGUCAGAGGUGUGCUCUGCCCUGAAAGAGGCACUGGUUCCCUUCAAGGACUUCAUGCAUCCACCAGCAUCCAAGGUACAGAAUGGAGAGUCUUGACCCCAUAAAACUCUUUUUAAAUUUUUGAAAGAAAAAAAGUAUCCAAAAAUGUUUGUUCCCAGAUGAUCUUUCUCUGAGGAAAUCUCUUGUGGCUAGUAUUUGGCAACCAGUGUUGACUGCCUUUUUAACUGCACUAACAAGAGCUCAGUAAUUCAUGACUACAAACUAUAUCUCAAAGGUUCCAGAGUGAGUAGCAGUGCAAACCUUUAACAAAUUUAACUGAAUAGUGGAAUCAUUUAUAAUCUAACGUACUUGCUACAGUAUCUUGAAGUGGUGAUUGAAAAGUGGGCUUAUGUACAGCUUGUUGUGUAUGUGUUAAUGAUGUUAAUGAUGUAAUUAAAAAUAUUUCAAUUCAGUCAGAUUUAUUAGGCUGGUGUUUUGCACCCUUUUUUGAAGUACGAAUUGUACUAAAAUUUUAUGCAAGAUGGUACUGUAACAUUCCAUAUUAUCUGUAACCAGCCUUUGUAAACAAAGGGAACUGAUAUACUUGUGUGUAUAAUAAAUGGUACAGUUCUGUAUAAAAUAGUUGCAUUUAUUAUUUAAAUUCUUUUAAAAAUACCAAUAAUGUUACAUGCUUGAAAAUGUAUUUAUUAUAAGUUCUAUGCUUGCAUUUUUACUUAAAGUUUGCCUUCUAAUUGCCAGAUAUGCUUAUUCAUAUCUGAUGGUGUUGUUAGUUUUUGCUAAAUUGAAUGUAUCUUCUCUGUGGCCAUUGGACAUUUAAACAUAGAGGUCCUAUGACAAAAGAUUGCA